UCUAUAACCCAUAGCCAACCCAAUCAAUUUCCAACUCUUUUGUGCCGGAAAACCCUUUGGUUAAACCCUCGCCGGCACAACCACAGCGAACCCAAACUAACCGCCUUCGUUCCACUAUGGCUAACCCCGCCGGAGGUAUCCAAACGUUCGAAGAUUUCGUGAAGGUUCACGGCCUUCUGCUGGCAGCUGCCGGUAUACCUAAUUCACUCUACCGGAAACUCUUUGAAAAACUGUGUACUGAAACAUUCGACGGCGGAAACUACUUCCAGGUGGAGCCCGUUGAGGAUGGCCGUCAACGGCGUCUCGUUUUUACGGCUUCUGAUUCCAUGGGACAGGAAUCCAACAUCUUUUUAGUUGAUCAUGCUUUCUCAUUUCGCCUUUCAGAUGCCCCAAAACAGCUGCAAGAAGUUCCAGGGUUGGUAGAAAGAAUGGCUUCAUUGAUGUGUGUAGAUAUUGAUUUGAAUUCAGAUGUUGAAGACGCAGAUAACGACGGAUGUGAAUCAAACAAUAACAAAUUGGGUGUAAUGGAAAUCGUGGAGAGAGAAGUACAAAAGGUUAAAAAGGAGGGCCCUGAGGCAGUCGUGUGGUUGGAACUCGAAGAUCUCGACAUUGACGAUGAUCUUUUUCUAUCACUUGAUUUGCCUAAUAAAUUUCCUGGCUUAAUUGCGCUUAGUCUGUGCGACAACAAGCUCAAGUCUCCCGAGACUAUAAUUAACGAAAUCGUGAAGUUUAAGCACCUUAAAGCUCUCUGGCUAAACAAUAACCCGAUUCUACAGAACUUUGAUGAUUCUGUUGCAGAAGCUGUUAUUCAUAAUUGCCCGAGUCUUGAAAUUUUGAACUCGUCUUUUACGCGUAACUAUACGGGCUGGGCCUUGGGUUUUUGUGGAGGAAUUUAUGACGAAGAAAAUCCAGGCUGCGGAGUUGACGCUGACCGGUCUUUGCAGGGUUUGACCUCUCUCGACCUUUCAAAUAGGCGUAUUCACAGCUUACAAAACAAGGCAUUUUCACCUGAAGCUAUGCCAUCUCUUUCCUAUUUAAAUCUUCGAGGCAAUCCGCUAAACGAUCAUUCUGUUUUCGAUUUACGGGAACUUCUAAAAGUUUUUACCAGCUUAAAUGCACUGGAGGUGGAUAUUCCCGGUCCUCUUGGAGACAAUGCGGUCGAGAUUGCUGAAUCUCUUCCUAGUCUUUCUUUAUUAAACGGUGUAAAUACUACAAAAAUUCUAGAAUCUAGAAAGGGUGUGGUUGAUUCAGUGCUUCCUCCCCGUCUUCCUGAAUGGACUGGCGAUGAACCGUUACUUGAUCGUGUGUUGAAUGCGAUGUGGUUAUACUUAAUGUCGUAUAGAUUAGCAGAUGAAGAGAAGAUUGACGAGACAUCUAUAUGGUAUGUGAUGGAUGAAUUGGGUUCGGCACUGAGGCACAGCGAUGAGCCAAAUUUCAGAGUAUCACCAUUUCUGUACAUGCCUGAAGGAACACUUGAAUCAGCUGUGAGCUUUACAAUUCUCUGGCCUACCAAAAAUGUCUGUUAUGGUGACGAGUGUACUCGUGAUUAUUUAUUUGGCAUCGGAGAGGAGAAACAACGUUCUGCCAGACUUACUGCUUGGUUUCACACCCCACACCAAUACUUCAUAAGAGAAUAUGAAAAACAUUGGCAGAAUUUGAGGUCAACAAGUUCUUCCUUAGUUAACAAGGCAUCUACUACUUGUAGUCUAGUACGUAGUGAUGGACGCCCACUGCAAGUUUAUACAGAUAUUCCAUCAGUUGAGGAGUUUUUGACCCACCCCGGAUUUGUAAUUACAAAGGACCCGAAGAAAGCAGAUAUAGUUUGGACAAGUAUGCAGGUGGAUGAGGAAACACGUAAGGUUAUAGGGUUAAAUGAUCAACAAUACAUAAAUCAGUUUCCGUUUGAAGCUUGUCUUGUCAUGAAACACCAUUUGGCAGAAACAGUUCAAAAGGCUUAUGGAUCUCCAGAAUUGUUUCAGCCCACUUAUAAUCUUGAAACGCAACUUACUCAGUUUAUUGGGGACUAUUAUGUACGUGAGAAUGAUAAAACCGACAAUUUAUGGAUUUUGAAGCCUUGGAAUAUGGCUAGAACCAUAGAUACAACGGUUACCGGAAAUUUAUCCGCAAUCAUACGUCUCAUGGAAACCGGCCCAAAAAUAUGUCAAAAGUAUAUUGAGCAGCCAGCUUUAUUCAAGGGGAGGAAAUUUGAUAUUCGGUAUAUUGUUCUUGUUCGCAGUAUUAGCCCUUUGGAGUUAUUCAUCACCGAUAUUUUUUGGGUUAGGCUAGCGAACAAUACAUACACUUUGGAUAAGAAGAGUUUGUACGAGUAUGAGACACACUUCACUGUAAUGAACUACAGGGGAACGUUGAAUCACAUGAACACACCAGAGUUUGUUAAGGAGUUUGAGCAGGAACAUCAAGUUAAAUGGGUGGAGAUCCAUUCAAGAGUUAAACAGAUGAUCCGGAAAGUUUUUGAGUCGGCAGCGUUAGUUCAUCCAGAAAUGCAUAGUCCAACCGCUAGGGCUAUGUAUGGCGUCGAUGUCAUGCUUGAUAGUUCCUUUAAACCCAAGUUACUGGAGGUUACUUAUUGCCCUGAUUGCACUAGAGCUUGUAAAUAUGAUAUGGAAGCUGUUAUGGGUGGAGGAGAAACCGUCAAAGCUCGAGAUUUCUAUAACUAUGUUUUCGAUUGCUUGUUUCUGAAUGAAACAGCCCAUGUAUCUCCAUUGUGAAAUGAACCAAUAAUUAUCUGGACAUUUCAUGCUUGUAUUUGUAUCACGAAAAAAUAUUUUUUGUUUUUUCGGAACGAGGACAAAAGCAUGAUGUGCUUGCAUUUUUUAUACCAUUUUACAGAGUUGUUCUUGUGGUAUAUUUGGUAUGAUAUGUGAUGAUUAUGCGACCUUGAUGCUUGUUUUUUUAAUU
This is a messenger RNA of Helianthus annuus (common sunflower), 2919 nucleotides long. Its product is annotated as tubulin--tyrosine ligase-like protein 12. The record is from RefSeq and is a predicted model, not a curated record. The coding region runs from base 117 to 2729 and encodes 870 amino acids. Gene Ontology annotation, biological process: protein modification process. NCBI's taxonomy places the organism in Eukaryota, Viridiplantae, Streptophyta, Magnoliopsida, Asterales, Asteraceae. The transcript is spliced from 15 exons.